Molecule: messenger RNA, 908 nt
Organism: Caenorhabditis angaria
Lineage: Eukaryota; Metazoa; Nematoda; Chromadorea; Rhabditida; Rhabditidae
Source: the annotation of a GenBank genome assembly
AUGUCUCGAAAUUUCAAAUGGAAUGAUUUAGCUUUGAAAAUACGAGAAAAUGUAAUCGAUAAAAUGGACGCGAAAACUCGCUGCAAAUUUGUGCAAUGUUCAAAAGAAUGUGAAAAACAAGCGAAAUCAUCGAAUAAUUAUUUAUAUGCCAUCAAAAUAUUGGAGAAAAACGAGGAAAAGAAGAAAAUGUUGGUGAUAAAAUUUGAGAAAGAUGGUGAGGAUUCACAAGAUUAUUCAUUGGAUUUUCUCAAAGUUCGCGGAGAAGAGAAGAUGACGGUUUUGAUGUAUAGAAAAUAUAAUGAUCAAGGUGGUGAGAAAAAAUGGAUGAAAUUGGUUCACGAAAAUCCGGAAGUUUUGCGAAGAAAAUAUUUUAUGGAAUAUUUGGAGACUUACAAAAAUAGCAUCAAAAUGUUGCAAAUUCUUGUGAGUUUUUCAAGUUUCAUGAAAAUUGCGGCAAAGUUGGAAAAUUCUGGACUUAUCUCAUCGGUACCACGCGCUCCACCGAAAUAAACACGCAACGCAGACCGCGCCGCGCCACAACACACACAAAAAAGGGAAAGAAUUUGAAUCGUUCCCUUUUUUGUGUGUGUUGUGGCGCGGCGCGGUCUGCGUUGCGUGUUUAUUUCGGUGGGCGCGUAUAGAUGAAUUUUCGAUAAUAUGAAGCUAGUUUUCCAUUUUGCCACGUCAUAACUCAUAUUAGAAGUUGAGUUCUGCAAUUUUAGAUAGCAUAAUCGUGAUCAGCUAGAAAAAAUAUUUUUUUUGGAAAAAAUGUGAAUAUUUUCUAGGACAAAGAUUUUGCAAUCAACGAUCUCAAUAUCAAAGACUUGAAAACCUUGGAAAUUCUCGAUUUCGGUGGUCCAAAUCCACGUAUAGAAAUGGAUCAAUUGAAUGCAUUUGUUGAUUUUUGA